AGGAAAUGGGUCACGUGACGAGGGGGAGGAAUGUUCAGCGGUUAGAUCUUUGAAAAGCGAGCUGCCUCCACUUCAUCUUCUCACGUUGAGGAUCAAAAGCGGCACAUCAGAGCAGCCGAGUCUCGAAAAUGGUUUGGUUCCAUUGUUCUCGGUGGUGCACGGAAUAAGGGAUUCAAUCAAAAAGGUUUUGCCUGAUGACACUUUGGACCUAAAUGAUGACAUCUGCGGAAGUACAUGGAAUAACCAUGAAGCCUCUUGUUGCUCUUGUGCUUCUUUCUAUCAUCAAUUUUGUGUCAGGAGUGGGCGUCCCGCAGGUUGACGCACUGUCCGUGAAUGUUCUGGAUGGCGAGGUGGUCGUUCUUUGGAAGCAACCCCGAAACACCACAUCUGACCUCAAGUACAAUGUGCAAAUGGCAAAGCUUGCUGGUGAAUGGGCCAUGGUGCUUAGCUGCACAAAUAUUACAAAUACCUACUGCCACCUGAGUGGUCUCAUACGUGACUAUGGAGCUGGCUAUAAGGUCCGGAUCCAAACAGUUGACGGAGCCAACAAGUCAGGGUGGACAGUGAAGAAAUUCCUCCCAAAUGGAAGCAAGCUUCAACCUCCUUCCUUCACGUUAUACGCUACCUCCAGCACCAUAACAGUCCGCGUUCAUCAAAAACCUAUCCUCAGAAAGCUCUUUCCUUAUGGGGUUACUUACAUCAUCAAGCUGGAAGAAAAAAACAGAAUUGACAAAGUGGAAGCCAAGGAGCCAAUAAUGGCGUACCUGAUAGAUAAUGAAGAUCAGGGGUCUAAAACUUUCACUUCUCUCCGGUGGGGGGUUGAAUACUGCGUCAGUAUGAUGGUGGAGGGAAACGGCGCUUUGUCCAAGAGCGAUUUAUCCCCAGAACAAUGCCUCCUGCUUCCAGAACAAGAAUGGUUCAUAAUUUCGGUGUCAUCCCUGACGGUUCUGAGCGUGUUGGCUGUGGCGGCCAUUUUGGUUGUCGGUCUAUUUUGUCACCUGAAACGUCCGGCGAAAAUGCCUGCUGCAUUGAAAUCCCCUGUUCGUGGCUGGCAUCCACUCACUCUUGGAGAAGGCCCAAUAGAAGUGGUCACAGACAAAGGUUGGUUCCUGACUGGCAGCAGAACGGAAGUGAGAAACUUUGCAGAAAUUUCUCAGAACAAGGGGACACUUGGCGUUUUGAGAAAACACAACGACAGGGCAAGCGUUGACAGCGGCGUUAGCAUGGAGUGCAACGCCACAGAAAAACAAGACAGAAGUCCACAGAGGAGACAAGAUGAUAGUGGUUGCGGGAGUAUGGGAGAAACGGUGUAUCCCCAUCAGGAUGACCCCAUGCAGACAAGGUGGAAGGAAAGCGGGGUGGGACUCGGAUCCCGAUUGGAAUCCUUGACUGUGAACACAUUGGGUCAGGAAAGCGGACCCCAGUUUGACAAUUAUCGCAGGCAGAGCCCCGCACUACAGAGUCACCUUGACGGGAGGCCGAAACAGAUCCUUCCCAGUCCAGUUUUGGCCGAAGUGGUCCUGGACUACCGGGCAGGGCCUCAGUCAUGUACCUGCUCUGGGGCAGAUCAGUGCUCCUGGUGCCUCAAACGCAUCGUCCACGAGGAUACAACAAUCCGAAAGCAUAAAAUCCUGCUGAGCAAGGAAGACAUUUUAAAUGACACAAGGACACGGACGGAAACGACAUUGGGUUUCCCUUUGUUAACAGCUCUGACGCAAGGGAUAGACCUCAACACGAACACUGUGGCCAUUUCACUUUGCGACUUACUAGAUACCGAUUGAGCCACCUGAGACGUGUUUCAAAAUAUGCUGACGAAAAAUAGCUGCUGCUUUGGGAAUAAUACUCCCUUUCCUUUUUGUGUAUCUAAACCGUUUGUGGGAGGAAGGGUGUGUGAAGGAAAAAAAAAAAGUGGUUACAGCAAAAAUAUCCUUAUAGGAAAGAAAUGCAAAAGUAAAUGUGCUAUUGAACCCGAUAUCACAUCUGCUGAAAGGGAAGUACGCUUGAAGUGAAAAUAUUUUUCAGGGAACUAUUUUAGUGAUGUGAUUAUAAUGUAUUCUUUUUUUUUUUUAAUGUAAAGAUAUUUUGUAGUCACAUGUGACUUUAACUGUCAGAGUGUGUCAGUGUCAUUAUUGUUUGUGGGAAAUAUUUAUUUUUCUUAAAUACAAGCCAUGUGAAUUAAAAUUGCAUUUAUUUAUUGUCUUCACUGUAAUGACACAAGAAAAUAACCACAGUUUGCGGUUCUGUACCCAAAUGCCCCAUUAGAAACUGAGAAGUGGACUGAGACAAAAUCAUUUCCCCUUUCAUGAAACAACUUGUUUUCACAGAAGUCAACAUCUCCAGCCCAUUUAAGGCAUAAAACAUUUGCUUCUUUUCAUUGGACAGCCAAAUCUCUUCAGUAAGCAGUAAUCUAGUAUUAAUUGCUUUUUGCAGAAGAUAAAGAAUAUAUCCUUGUGAGAGUUUCUAUAUUACCCGUCUAAAUGUGUUGUUCAACUGUUUGUGUUCAAAUAUCCAUUGUUUAAAGGUUAUAGCAUCAAAACACCGAUGCUAUUCAUUAGCCUGUCUAUGGAGUUUUGUAUUGUGUGUUAGCAUUAGGCUAGCGACGUUUCGACAAAGGUAGAGAAAUUAUUUGGUUGUUUUCAAUGCACAAGCGAGCGUGUAUGUUUUCAAGUCCUUAUUUCAAAGUUUUUAUUCUGCACUUAAAGUUAAAAUGUUUUUAGCAUUAAACUUGCUGCAAAAGAAAAAAAGUUGUUUUUUUGCAAUGGUUAAAAACAGAAGGAGAUGACCUUUUGGAGUUUUUUUUUUUUUUUUUUAAUCAGCCGAGCAGAGUCAUAUUAUGAGAAAAGCAAUGAGUCAUAGUUCCAUGACCAGUCAAAAUUUCAGCAGAUGUGUGAGAUUUGGAGGCGAACAACUUGCUGUUGCUUGCAUUCUCAAGCAUAAGUCAUUACUACUACUAAAUGUGGUGAUUCCGUUUUAUUUGUUUUGUUUUUAUUUGUCAUAUUUUUAAUACAGGCAGAAAGUCUAUAUACAGUAGCGUUUGCAGUACAAGGCAACAUCAGUCCAACUGGGUCACAUGACACAAAGAGUCCACGUAAUUUUUAAGGAAAAAUCCCUUCAAACAUCAAUCUUGAUAUUAUAAACACAUGGGAUUUUUUUUUUUUUUUUUCCAAUGACAUAGAGGUGACAGGUCAUUUUUUGGAGCCACUAAUGGUGAAAGGUGAAGACGACUUUUUUUUUAAGCCGACAGUGCUGUGGAAUUAAAAUUUAAAACAAUCCGUUAACUUCGAAAUUGAAUUUCCACUUAUUCGUGUCAUAUACUCACGUGAGGACUCUGUCCGUCAGCGG
This is a messenger RNA of Syngnathus typhle (broad-nosed pipefish), 3342 nucleotides long. RefSeq lists its product as uncharacterized. The coding region runs from base 213 to 1781 and encodes 522 amino acids. Gene Ontology annotation, molecular function: protein binding. The transcript is spliced from 7 exons. The record is from RefSeq and is a predicted model, not a curated record. Lineage: Eukaryota; Metazoa; Chordata; Actinopteri; Syngnathiformes; Syngnathidae.